CGUUUUGCGGCACCGCCGGUAAGGCCGGCGGCGUGGGCCUUCCGUCCACGCGAGCUCGCCCUGCGGGGAGCUGCUUAUUCGGCGAGGCUGCGGGUUAGCAAUUUUGGGGACUCAGCGACAGCCCUCGGAGGGUGACUGAGCGCUUUUGAUUUGGUGUAACGGGAGAGGCGGCUCGUCCCAGUCCGCGGUUGUAAGGGGCGGGACGCCAGGCGCUCGGACCUCGCUCGUGACUUGCGGUCCCUCGUGCACACGUGCUCUUGGUUUCCACGAUCGUCUCUAGAUUCGGGGAGCCCUCGGUGUAGCUGACACGUGUUUUUCUUGCUGCCUCGGUCUUGCAGUCCCCGCCCUCCUGGACUUUGAAAUGCUUUACCUGAUCGGCUUGGGCUUGGGCGAUGCCAAGGACAUCACAGUCAAGGGCCUGGAAAUCGUAAGACGCUGCAGGCGAGUGUACCUGGAAGCCUACACCUCGAUCCUGACUGUAGGGAAGGAAGUCCUGGAAGAGUUUUAUGGAAGAAAAUUGAUUCUUGCUGAUAGAGAAGAAGUGGAACAAGAAGCAGAUAAUAUUUUAAAGGAUGCCGAUAUCAGUGAUGUUGCAUUCCUUGUGGUUGGUGAUCCAUUUGGGGCUACCACACACAGUGAUCUUAUUUUGAGAGCAACAAAACUGGGAAUUUCUUACCGAGUUAUUCACAAUGCUUCCAUAAUGAAUGCAGUAGGCUGCUGUGGUUUACAGUUGUAUAAGUUUGGAGAGACGAUUUCUAUUGUUUUUUGGACAGACACUUGGAGACCAGAAAGCUUCUUUGACAAAGUGAAGAAGAAUAGACAAAACGGCAUGCAUACAUUAUGCUUACUAGACAUCAAAAUAAAGGAGCAGUCUUUGGAGAAUCUAAUCAAAGGAAGGAAGAUCUAUGAACCUCCUCGGUAUAUGAGUAUAAACCAAGCAGCCCAGCAACUUCUGGAGAUUGUUCAGAAUCAGCGAAUGCGAGGAGAAGAACCAGCAGUCACCGAGAAGACACUCUGUGUUGGCUUAGCCAGGGUUGGAGCUGAAGACCAGAAAAUUGCAGCAGGCACUUUGCAGCAAAUGAGUACUGUGGACUUGGGAGGACCGUUACACUCCUUAAUUAUCACAGGAGACAAUUUGCAUCCACUGGAGAUGGAGAUGCUAAGUCUGUUUUCCAUACCAGAUAAUAGUUCAGAAUCCUGUUGAUGAACUUCAUGAGCAUUUUCUAUUGUUAGAUGUUCAUUUGUUUCAGUCAUAUAUGCACAUACACAUAUUUGCAUAAUGUAUAGUUCUUUUGGUUUACCUAAUAAUUAUAAAGCAAAUGACCAAGAAGAAAGAUGUUGAUUUAACAGUACUUGGUUUCCUGUGGUAAUGAGUUUUUUUUCCUAUGUCAUUAUCAGUUGUUGCAACUAUUUUGGUGAUUUUUCAGGAUGCACACACAUGGAGCAGACCAAGUCUAAAACUUGCAAGGGCAUUCAUAAACAGAGUCGUUUAAAAGCAGUUUUUACUUAUGAAAUAAGUUUAUACAAUGUGGAACUUUGUUCUUUCUUAAAAAGUCAGCUCUCCAGGAUCCCUGGGUAGCACAGUGGUUUAGCACCUGCCUUUGGCCCAGGGCGCGGUCCUGGAGAUGGGGGAUCGAAUCUCACGUCGGGCUCCCGGUGCAUGGAGCCUGCUUCUCCCUCUGCCUAUGUCUCUGCCUCUCUCUCUCUCUCUUUGUGACUAUCAUAAAAAAAAAAAAAAAAAAAAAAAUUUAACUUCUAAAACAAAAAAAGUCAGCUCUCCUGGCCACAAGAUGGGUUGUCUUGACAGCAGAUGGUAUUAGUGCAUAUUGCAUAUAAGCAGAGUUGGGAAGAAUAAGUCCUACUUGCUUAAAGCUCAGCUGAGCACAUGCCACAAAAUGACAUCCUUUUGAAUUGCCUUGUCUUGUUUAAGUGACAUCCUAAUUAUGUGGUUCAUAUUCUGCUGUAUUUUGGAGGUUAUAUAAUUGUUGAAUUAUGAAUGUUCAGCCAGCCAUGUACAGUUGCUGUUUGGUUUUAAAUAGCAUCUUUCACAUUCAAGUUGACAAAUGGAAAACUUACCGACUACAAAAUACAGUUUUAAAAAAUUUAAGUUUGGAGGCAGUGGGUUAGUCAAGAUUUUUCAUAUCACAUAACUCAGUCGGUAUGUCACUGUAUGUAUGCAAAUAGUCAAAUUCAUUUUCCCAGUUGUAUAUAGCACUCUGUUUAUUAUUUUUCGUGACAGUAGAGUCUUAUAUUUUUUGUUAGUUCAUAACAGAAAUGGCUUUGCUAUAUGCGAGUUUAUUGGUCUAACUCUAAAUAUCUUCGUGGCUUAAUCAACCAUAGCUUAAAUUUCAUUAAAUUCAUUGAAAAUUGAACAUACACUUUCCUACUUCCUGGAAGCAUUAAUUAACAAGACAUUAUUUUGGGACACCUGGGUGGCUCAGCAGUUGAGUGUCUGCCUUAGGCUCAGGGUGUGAUCCUGGAGUCCUGGGAUCGAGUCCCGCAUCAGGCUCCCUGCAGGAAGCCUGCUUCUCCCUCUGCCUAUGUCUCUGUGUGUCUCAUGAAUAAAUAAAUAAAAUAUUUAAAAAAAAUUA
Molecule: messenger RNA, 2591 nt
Organism: Nyctereutes procyonoides (raccoon dog)
Lineage: Eukaryota; Metazoa; Chordata; Mammalia; Carnivora; Canidae
Gene: DPH5
Product: diphthamide biosynthesis 5
Exons: 7
Coding region: 362-1204 (280 amino acids)
Biological process (GO): protein histidyl modification to diphthamide
Molecular function (GO): diphthine synthase activity
Source: RefSeq, a predicted model, not a curated record